Penicillium macrosclerotiorum is the source of this 2379-nucleotide messenger RNA. Its product is annotated as glycosyltransferase family 2 protein. The transcript has 3 exons. The record is from RefSeq and is a predicted model, not a curated record. Bases 1 to 2379 code for a protein of 792 amino acids. NCBI's taxonomy places the organism in Eukaryota, Fungi, Ascomycota, Eurotiomycetes, Eurotiales, Aspergillaceae.
AUGAAUGGGAAUUAUGGCGGCCCAUAUGCUGCCCACUAUGGUGAGCCCGCGCCCAGUCCUGGUCUCCAUGACGAGGAAACCGAGGAGCUGGUCGAAUUGAACUCCGUCCGAAACUAUCGCAGUCCGGCCACACCCGGCGUGGAUCGUCAUGGGAAUAGCUUCGAUUUUCAAUUACACGAACAACCAUCUCCUCGACCCGCCGUGAUUCCCUAUCGCCCAGGACAUGGUCACAGCCCCCCAGAGUAUAGUUCGCCGACGCUUCAACCCACCCCGCGCACCUCUUUUGCCCCAUCUUUUGCCCCAUCUUUUGCUCCAGAUUCCUACGCAGGCACCCCCUACGACUCUCGCUCGGCAUCUCCAACCCUUUAUCACCAUUCCCAACUGCAGAGCCACGCGAGUCUGGCAGCGGCUCCUCUCGUCUCAACCCCAGCCCUAGGCUUUUCGAAAGAAUGGGUUCAAUCGGGAACCAGCUCCAUUGCCCGGAUCAGUGACCGCGAUGAUGCGGAUAUCUGGAAAGGAUGGAAGCGCUGGCUCUUCAGCCUGACCCCAUUCCUGACCUUCGCCAACACCUCUCUCUACCUGUUCUACCUCGGUCUGCGGAUCUACUGUAUCAUUAUGGCCCAGAAUGCUGCCGGCAUCAGUUUCGCCGGCGCCUGGGUGUUUGUCGGAAUUGAAAUCGCCGUCUCGAUUCCCUCGCUGAUGCACAACUGCUGGACCAUGAUGGCGUUGAAAAAGCGCGGCCGACCCAAGCUGCGCCUGACAGGCCACGACUGCCCGACAGUGGAUGUCUUCAUCACCUGCUGCGGUGAGGAAGACGAGGUCGUUCUCGACACGGUUCGCGGUGCCAUUGACCAGGAUUAUCCAUUCGAGCGGUUCCGAGUGAUCGUGCUGGAUGAUGGGAAGUCUGCUACGCUGGAAGACUCCAUCAACAACUUGGCCAUCACCCACCCCAACCUGUACUAUAUGGCGCGCGAGAAAAUCCCCGGCAAGCCUCACCACUUCAAGGCUGGCAACCUGAACUACGGUCUGGACCAGGUUCAUACGUUGCCCGGAGGAGCCAGCCAGUUCAUGGCCGCUCUGGACGCGGAUAUGAUCCCUGAGCAAGACUGGCUGCGUGCCGUGCUUCCCCACCUCCUGGUGGAUCCGAAGAUGGCCCUUGCAUGUCCUCCCCAGCUUUUCUACAACACCCCUGCAUCAGAUCCGCUGGCCCAGAGUCUCGAUUUCUUCGUGCAUGUGAUUGAACCCAUCAAGGACGCGCUCGGCGUGGCUUGGUGCACGGGCUCAGGAUAUGUGGUGCGACGCGAGGCGUUGGAUGCUAUCGGCAACUUCCCAUUGGGCUCGUUGGCUGAGGAUGUCGCGACCUCCACGCUGAUGCUUGGAAAGGGCUACAAGACGGCGUACAUCCACGAGCCGCUUCAAUUUGGUACCGUCCCCGAAGACUAUGGCAGCCACCUGAAGCAGCGGACCCGAUGGGCCAUUGGAACCGUGGACACGGCGUUCAAGCUGAAGUUCUGUCUCUGGGGCGACAGUGUUCGCGCUAUGACUAUUGCUCAGCGCUUCUCGGGAUUUCUGUAUGCCACCCUAAGCUUGUAUACGCUUUUGCUCACGGCCUCUCUCUUCGCCAUCCCGAUCAUUCUGCUAUGGGGGAAGCAGCUCGUUGCCUACGCCAACCAGGACCAGUUGCACUGGCUCAUCUGGGCGUGUUUCGCGUCAACCAUCGCCAACCGUCUCUGUGAGUUUGCGCUGUUCAUUCCCGCGGGCUAUCAUACCGGCCAGCGAGGCUCUCGGUACCAACUCUGGAUGUCCCCAUACAUUGCCCUGUGUAUCGUGCGGUCUUUCAUGCUGCCCAAGUGGCUAGGUGGCCAGACCCAGGCCUUCAAGCCUACGGGCUCUCUGAGCUCGGCCCUGAAUGAGCGCGACCCGAAGCUGCGCAAGAACUUGUUUGUUCGCCUCCGGGUGAUUCUAUUUAACUUCAUGGCCUUGUUCCAUUUCGCCUUUGUCUAUGUUACCCUCGUGGCCGUGGUUAUCUCGACCUAUCGCUGCUUCUCGAUCGAGAGCGGCUUCAAGGGCGUCGUGAUCUGCCUGAUCACACACGCCUUCUGGCCACCGCUGACCUUCCUCUUCAUCUGCACAUCGCUCUGGACGCCGGUCUCCUAUGCCAUCGAUCCCCCCUCGAUGCCCGAGCGUGAGGACCUGCUCACGCGCGACCCGAAGACCGGCGUGGCGCACCCUACUAAGAAGAGCAAGAAGAUCGCAUUUGGUGGCCAAGCCGCCUGGUUUGAAUUGGAGUACACGGUGGCGACGGUUGCAACAGUUCUGAUUUUUGUCUAUUCUUUCUUCUUUUUAAAAGACUUCAUGUAUAUAAUGCAUUACGAGUGA